This is a messenger RNA of Puccinia triticina, 2763 nucleotides long. RefSeq lists its product as uncharacterized. Lineage: Eukaryota; Fungi; Basidiomycota; Pucciniomycetes; Pucciniales; Pucciniaceae. The record is from RefSeq and is a predicted model, not a curated record. Gene Ontology annotation, molecular function: sterol ester esterase activity; triacylglycerol lipase activity. Bases 1 to 2763 code for a protein of 920 amino acids. Gene Ontology annotation, cellular component: cytosol. The transcript is spliced from 8 exons. Gene Ontology annotation, biological process: triglyceride catabolic process.
AUGAUCGACCAUCUGCUCGGUCGACCGUCUCCCUCUUGGAGAAGGACUCAGGUCAUUCUGGUCCUGCUCUUCUGGGCAUGGAGGCUGCGAUCCGGCGAUCCUGGAGGUCCGGCUGGAGUAAAAGCGUUGAACAGUAGAUUCAAAAGAUUCACCCCGUGGCAGAUUUCGGUCACCCUGCUUACUUGUCUCUAUGGUAUACGUCAUUGGGACACUCUGGUCGGCCUUGCCGCUCCAGAGCCACUAGCAAGGCUUUAUUCUAGAGGUUUUUAUCGUGCGACAUGGAUCAACACGGCACUUGACGCUGGCUUCGCGACCGCUGCGCCGAUCCCACUGAAAUGGCUUCGAGAUCUUCUCAGUGUUCUCUUCAGUGGUUAUUAUUUGAUUUACGCCAACGAAGCUGAUGAAAAACUAAGGAGGUACCGUGCCAUACCCACUGUCGAAGUUUUGCGCAUCACCUGGGAGAAAACUACGAACCCAAUCAUCGAAUUCUUUACUCGCUCACAUCGCCCCUCGAUACCGAUCAAACGCAAAUUCAUCUUUCCCAGACCCUCAGGUUCCAAGUACUCAAAGCCGAUCACUUGCUGGCUGUAUUCCUCUCGCUCUGAUCUAGAACUUGUCCGAACCAAAAACCUUAUUCUAGAUGUUCCUGGCGGUGGUUUCAUCGCCAUGAGCCCUGCGCAUCAUGAAGAAAGAAUCAUUCAAUGGGCGAUCAAGACCGGUGUCCCCAUCCUGUCAAUUGAUUAUUGUAAAGCGCCAGAAUACCCCUUUCCAUACGCAAUCCACGAAUGUAUGGAUGUUUACCGCAUAAUCCAGGAAUCAAAGGGAAGGGUCAUCGGCAUGGGCAGAGAUACUGUGGACGUUGUCCUCACAGGAGAUUCGGCGGGCGCCAAUUUGUCAGCUGCAAUGAUCAUUUCAAUUCUUGAAUCAACUCCCGAUUCGCCUUUCCACUCACUUCCCCUACCAGUGGGUAUUCUUUGGCUGUAUGCGGCUUUGGAUUUCAACUUCACGUCGUGGAUGUCGCCGGAGAACCUGAGAAUUCUCAGAAGAGGCAACUCCUCGUCUAACUUACCUGAUGGUAUUCUAGAAGCAAAGAGCCACCUGAAUCACAAAAGUCCACUCAGUGUCGUCGACGACCGAGCUCAUCAUGACGGGGAACUGACUAGCCGAGGUAUGAAAAAGAAGUUUCGCAAAAGUAUCGCGAACUUGCCUAGCAUGGUGGCUACUUGGAAACGAGCGUUGACGCCUAGGGUCGAGCGAAGCCUUUCGGAUGUCGAAUUGAAGCUGACCGCAGUCGAGACUUCAAACACAUUCGAUGAAGAUCAGGGUGGGUUGGGCGAGGAAUUGACUUGCGUUUCUCCGAGCGGUGACAAUGAAAAAUCGUUGGGGGAGAGAGUACUUUUUCACGAGGAGGAGUUUUCGAAAUUCGGAGCUUCACUGGACACUGAGCAGCAUAACCUCGCGCCCCCUGAAAGUGACAACGCAGCCUUACCACUUCCUCAGACUCGGGCUCAGAGAAAGGCAUUUGGAACUCAUUUGACAAUGACCAGUAGAACUGGCUUCUUCAACGAUAGAAUCAUCAGUCCAUCAAUGAUGCGCUGCAUGGCAAUCUGUUAUGUCGGACCUCGUAAUGCACCAGAUCUUACCAAGGAUCACCACAUUUCGCCCAUCUUCACGCCUUCCUCUAUUUUGGCUAGGUUCCCUCCAGUUUAUCUUGUGUGCGGUGAAAAAGACCCCUUUGUGGACGACACUGUCAUCAUAGCUGGGAAAAUCAGAGAAGCCAAACAACAGCGCAAAAGAGAGGCUUUAGUGAAGCUCCAGAAGGGGAAUGUUGACCCCGACUGCACUCCGCCAAGAAAACUAGAUCCGAUCUUGGAGGAGGAGGAAGCAGAUUGGGUGCAAAUGCGGAUUUUUGAAGGUUGGAGUCAUGGAUUCGCCCAGAUGCUGUCCCUGCUACCUGAAGUCAGCACAGCUUUUGAUUUGACUGCAGAUUUCAUUUUGUCGGCGUUUCAAAAACACGAUGCCCGAAUGCAAGUGAAGCCCACAUCGCUCCAAGUGCCCUCAACAAGCAUUGCGGCGCCAAUCCCCAAGCCCCAUCCGAAGCCCUUAUUCGAAUCGUACGAUGAUGAAGCAUUGACCUUCACACCACGACUCCGACCACGUGCUGAAUCCGGCUCACGGUCGGCCUCUCCCUCGCCGCGUGUGUGGAACACCAAACCAAUCAGGUCUUCAAGCGGUCUCGGGAGUGCGCUCUCUACCUCGCCAACCCAGCGGCCAAUACUCCCAGCUCUGCGGAUCUCACAGGGCCAAUCCGGAGCAUCCACCGAAAUCAAUCUGGUGACUCCAACCUCUGGAAAGCCUCCGUCCACACUCGAUAGACCCACCCCGAAAGCCUUGGUCGAUUUCAACGUCGCUUCGGCAGCCGCUAUCGUCACGCCUCCCAUUCUGCCCACGGCGCCUGCGGCAAUUCUGUUUAGUCGGAAAGAAGGAAACGUACUCGACGAUCAUCACGAUUUGCUCCAUCGCAGACGCGAAGAAGCAGGUUUUGGCCUCCCGCCGAUGACAUCCCCGGAAGACCAUUUCAGGCCACUCGAGUUAAGUAGCACUUAUGCCCCUGGCGAAGCACGAUCCACCGAAGAUGAGGCGCAAGGGCAGUAUGUUGGAGAGGAAGACUUGCUUGAACGGAGGCGGAUGGAUGCUGCCUACGGGAUCACUCAGAACACCGCUCAAUCAAAUCCCUCUGGCUCUGUUACAAGCGACAACUAG